This is a messenger RNA of Ananas comosus (pineapple), 719 nucleotides long. Its product is annotated as arabinogalactan peptide 16-like. The coding region runs from base 235 to 459 and encodes 74 amino acids. The record is from RefSeq and is a predicted model, not a curated record. The transcript has 2 exons. Lineage: Eukaryota; Viridiplantae; Streptophyta; Magnoliopsida; Poales; Bromeliaceae.
GCAUCCAAAGAGAGAGAGCAAAAAAAAAAAAAAAAAGGGGAAAAAAAAGGGCGCUUAAAAAGCUUCGGGGAGAGAGGGGGCGAGGAGGACACAGGGCUAUCAUUUCCCACACCGCCUCCUCUCUCUUCUUUUUUCCCCUUCCUUUCUCUCCGUGUAGUGUGUGAGAGAGAGAGGGGAAGGGAGAAGGAGAGAGAACGAGAGAGAGAAUUUUUGUGUCUGGUUUUCUGAUCUGAAAUGGCGGCGAUUCCGAGAGUUCCUUUCGGGUUGAUGGCAGUCGCGGUGCUCUUCUUCGCCAUCGUCCUGCCGGCCGUCAGCGCCGCCCACGCUCCGGCCCCCGCGCCCACCAGCGAUGGAACAUCAAUUGACCAAUGCAUUGCGUAUGUGCUGAUGCUUGUGGCCCUCGUCCUCACCUACCUCAUCCACCCGUUGGAUGCCUCCUCUCCCUACAAGCUCUUCUAAAACCCUCUCAUAUGGAUCUGAAUAGAGAUAUUAGUUGUGAACCAAGUUAGAGAGGAUGGGGUUGGAUUGUUUGAAUCUUAUUGUUGAUUUUUGGGACAUGGACUUUGUGAUUGGAUUGCUCUUUUGUGGUGCUCUUUUGGUUUUGUUGGCUUCUUCUCCUAUGUUGCAGUAAUUCGUGUAAUGUUCAAAGAACCUGAAAAAACCAAUGUACAUGCAAAAUAUGAACCAUUGCUUAUGGGCACCAUGUUUCUUCUAUUUGA